CACUAAUUAUGAAUUAUGCUAAUUCAUAAUUAGGGCAAUCAACCCCUCGUAAUACAGAUUUGGAACUCACGUAAACGUUUGGGGUCUUAAGGAGGCCUGUCACCAAGCAACACCUGCGUCUGUAUUGUAGAGGUCCGAUCUUUCCUGGAGUAGUCACACCCUAACUCAGUGGCGGUACAAAGGAAAGGAAUCUGUCCCUCCGGGCUUCGUUCCUGCUGGCCCUCGGCACUUCACGCCUGCCCGUCUUACCCUUAGCUCCUGUCUCUCUAUGUGGGUGACAUUCACCACAUGGCAGUGGAGAGGUGAAACUCUGACACUGACAUCAGGGAAGUGUGGCAGGCAGUUAAUGGAGUGACGUGACGCUUCACUAUGGCAAAGAUCAAAUACUUCUUAGUAACACUGACGGCACUCUGCUUCUUCCUCCUGGUGUACCUGAACUGGAAUACUGUCAAACUUCAGUCUUCUAGAUUUAGGCCUGUUCCAAUGCACAAGGAAGGAUUUAGAAUGGUGGAGGACAUUGGGAUACUGAAGGCCUUGGAAGUGAAGUUUCUUCCCAACUUCAAGAAUCCGUGUUGGUAUGAAGUGCGGAGGCACAACAGGCAACCCCACCCCCAGGAUGUGCAGCACUUCCAAAUAGUGCCGUCAGCAAUGCAACACAGGUACAGGAGUAUUAAUCACGCUGAUGAAGUGCUACAAUGCCUUCCAUAUUUUUUUUUGAUUGGGCAACCCAAGUGUGCCACAACAGACAUCUUCCACAGAAUCAACAGCCACCCUGAUGUGGCAAAGCCUGUGGUGAAAGGACCAAACUGGUGGACCAGAAAAAGAUUUGGGAUGCCAUAUGUUCCACAGCCAGUACCUUUGAGUGAGUACAUAAAUUUGUUUAAUGCAUCCAAAAUCAAAGGAUAUAAACAAACCUCAGGUGAACUUCAGGACACAUGGGAAUACCCGAGAAUCACAGGUGAUGGCAGCACUUCCACACUAUGGGACAGUGCUCCAACCAUGGGUUACCUGCACCACCUCAUGACCACACACAAAGGCACCAAUAUAGUCCAAGUGUUGCUCCAAGGCAGAAAGGAAUCAAACAGUGUGCCAAAUGUUAGGAAUUCAUCAAAAAUUGAUGCCAUCAGUUAUGAACAUGCCCACAGUCACGAGUGGAAUCAGUCACCUGCACCACAGAGGGGCAUAGUGCUUCCCUUCACAGUAGCUGAUGUUAUUCAUCUGAUACUGCCCAAGUCUCGGAUCAUAGCAGUGUUUCGUGAACCUGUUUCAAGGCUGUUUUCUAGUUAUCUCUUCUUCACUAAGAAGGGAGACCUUUCUCCUCGCCACUUUGAUGAGUCUGUGAGAACCUCGAUACAAAAGUGGAAUGCUUGUGUCAGGCAGUAUUCAGACCGGACAUGUGCUUACAACAAAACUCUACAAAAUGCUAUGGGAGUUCGUUUGUAUAACGGACUGUAUAAUAUAUACAUUAAGGACUGGCUGCAGGUCUUUCCUCGGGAACAAGUGUUGGUGUUACGAAUGGAAGAUUACCAUAACAAUGUUACCAAAACUCUGGCAAGCAUUUACCACCACCUGGGUCUGAGAUCAGCAACACCUGACAAAAACAAAAGAAUAAACAUACAUAAAGUCUAUAACAAAAACAUGAAGAAAUUUUUAGUAGGAGAUAUGUUUGGCUCAACAAGAAAAAUACUUCAAGAAUUUUAUAAACCUUAUAACAAAGAUUUAGCAAAUCUUUUAAAUGAUCCAAAAUUCAAAUGGGAAGAUGUAAGUGCAACACUGUGAUAAUGAAUAUUCCCUGAAUGUUCCACCUCUCUCUCUCUCUCUCUCUCUCUCUCUCUCUCUCUCUCUCUCUCUCUCUCUCUCUCUCUCUCUCUCUCUCUCUCUGGUCUUAAGAUACAUACAUCACAUGAAAUGCAAAAUACAAAUAACACUCAAAUUUCUAGGGGAACAAAGAUCAGGAUAUCAGUGAGUCUAUAUUUCAUUUAAGUUCUAAGUCUUUAUCAUGUGCACAAUAAAUGCCACAUUCUAAUGAACUGAAGUUAUAUUUAAGCCACAUAAUUCUUAGAAAAUGUGCUUUCUAGCCAAGGAAACAAGUCAUUGCAUUGAGUUCAUUUUUGUUUCUUCUGGUAACUUAGAGCAUGCAUCAUGAGCAAAAAAGACUAACAAAUCAAGAGAUUUCAGGUUAAAAUCCAACAUAAAAAUGUAAAAUUUUGAUGGAUGGCAAAUAGUUAUUUUUCAGUUAUACUUCACAACUGACACAUCACUCAUUUCAAUUCAACACAAAUUUCCUUGGCCUUACAUCAAAAAUUUUGUUGCAUGUCCAUGCAAUAUUACUGUAACAGAUGUAUAAAUACUUGACACCAACCAAUUUAAGUAAAAAAAAAAUUUCUACAGAAGAUCAAACAAACUGAACAUUGUACAGAUGCCAACACAUGCAUAAGAUGCAACUUCAUAUCUGGCUUCUUUCAAGGUUGUCUUGCAGUUUUGUUUUCCCCUCUUUUGCAAUGGCAUGGGCUGUGCCUGAUCCAGCUAUGUCAAGUCUUUCAAGUUACACAAAGAGAAAACAUUAUUCUGAUUAACAUAUGAAAAUAUAAACAUAUGUCAAAUAACAUGUCCUUUCCAAAUAAAGUGUUAAUGUAUCACAACCAAUAACAACUUUUAUCACAAUGAACACUCCUCAUAAUAAAUUUUCCAAUCUCACUAAUUCAUGCAUCCUGUAAUAUUUAUAGCACAACCUCAUUCUAAUAAAUCAACUCUGAUAUCAUCAUUACCAAAACCAUAGUCAACCUAUAAGUGUGUUAAAGCAUUUAACUCUGACAUUAUACCAAAUCCAAGAGGAAAAAAAGCCUGACUUCCUCUUCACUUUUCAGUAAUCUUACAAAAUAUAAUGUUUAACACUGAGAAUUUGAGUUUAAAAGAUUACAUGGCUCAAUUUCAUGAAAGUGUUCCUGAAUUCACGAUGCAAAAGACAAUUGUCACUAAAACAUUUCACACUUCACAAGUGAAGACUUGGGUGUGGAAUGAAAUACAAAGGUCAAGGAUCAAAGUUGCUGAAAUGAAUUACUUGUAUGAUUGUAAUGUGCAAAGAAUAGGCAACGGAAGUAAUAAGUAUAUAUAUCAAAUCUAGUGGUAUAUCAAGUAAAACAUGAAUAAUAUGAAAUGGCUAUGACUAUUACAGUGUAGCACACUGAGGUGAUUUUUGCCUCAUGGAAAAAAAAUGUAAAUAUGACAGUGACAAUAGUAACAGCAGAAAUGGUAAGGUAUGGAAACUUGCAUGAUGGACAUCUGACAUUGAUGAAACCAUAAAAAAGGAGAACAUAUGAGAAAAUGUUGAAAAAAAAAUGUCCCCGAGAAAAUUCAAAUUAAUAAAAGUACAAAUCUUAAAUAGGAAAAUGAAGGAACUGAUAUGAGAAUGUUAAAGGAAAGUAGAUGAAAAGUUUGAUAGGGAACAGUGUGAAAAGUUCAAUGAGAAUAAGAAAUUGAUUUGGAAGGAAAUUAAGAGAGAGGGGAGAGAUAUGUGGGAAUAUACAAAAGAAAGAGGAUAGUUCUUGUGGGUAGUAAAGAAGCAGUGGAAGGUGUGUGGAAAAGGCAUUUUGACAAUUUCAUGAAUGAGAAGAUAGUGGAGGAAGCAACGGUAUUUAGUAUUGGUAUGGAGGCAAAUGAAGAGUAUUUAUGCAGAGAGUAAUUAAUAGGAAGUAGAUAAAGUGAUAGCUGGACUUAAGUGUGGCAAAGCUGUAGGUAUACAUGUAAUAACUGCAAAAAUGUUAAAGUAUGGAGGUGAAGUAAUAGCAGACUGGAUGCUUUAAAAGGAUGAAAAUGAUGCAGUGUCCACAGAUCCAGAGAAAGUACAUGACAUGGUGGAUAAGGAAGCCCUUUGGGAUAUCCUUAAGAGUUACAGUAUAGGGGCUCAGUUGUUGUAUAGAAUCAAGUAAGUUUUUAUAGGGAUUUGUGAAGGUAGAGGAAGAGCUAGGAUAGAGUUCUGUUGUAGGAAAAACAGUGCAGCAGGAAUAUGUGGUCUCUGUGGUUGUCUUAUAUUUUAUGGAUGGCCAUAUGAAGAUGAAACCUAAAUUAGGGAAUGCAAGUACAAGCUGAAACAGAAUGGAGUGAGAUUGGCUGUAAUAGUAUGUCUGUUUGCAGAAGACACUGUCUUACUGUAAGGCAGAGAGUGGAAGAAAACUUCAGAGAUUGGUGGAUAGGAUGUGUAAGAUGGAAACUAAAGGUAAAUGCUGGUAAAAGUAAGGUGAUGGUUUUUGAGAAGAGAGAAGUGGAGGUGUGAUAUUCUAGAAUAUCUAACAGGAUGAGUGUGCCAGCUGUAAGCAGAUGUAAGGUGAUUAUGGGGAGAUAAAGAGAAUGGAGAUGUUGAGUGAGUAUUUGGAAACAAUGCUAAGUAAAUACAUGUAGUGAGAUGGAUUAAAAUGAGAGGUUUGUGAAAGAUAGGCAUGUCAUAGGAUCACUUGCAUGAUUCAUAAAAGAGGGAAAUGUGU
Messenger RNA from Scylla paramamosain (green mud crab), 4481 nucleotides. Its product is annotated as carbohydrate sulfotransferase 15-like. Gene Ontology annotation, molecular function: N-acetylgalactosamine 4-sulfate 6-O-sulfotransferase activity. The record is from RefSeq and is a predicted model, not a curated record. Gene Ontology annotation, biological process: hexose biosynthetic process. Bases 370 to 1779 code for a protein of 469 amino acids. The transcript has 9 exons. NCBI's taxonomy places the organism in Eukaryota, Metazoa, Arthropoda, Malacostraca, Decapoda, Portunidae.